This is a messenger RNA of Trichomonas vaginalis G3, 2241 nucleotides long. RefSeq names its product protein of unknown function, DUF4106 family. The transcript has a single exon. The record is from RefSeq and is a predicted model, not a curated record. Bases 1 to 2241 code for a protein of 746 amino acids. Lineage: Eukaryota; Parabasalia; Trichomonadida; Trichomonadidae.
AUGACGAAAAUAACAGAUGCAGCAACGAGACAGGCAGUUCAAAGUGCCUAUGACGCCGUUAGAGCAACUGUUGUGAAAAGUCAAGAAAAAGAGUUACAACAGACCAAAACAGACCUAGUAAAUGCUUUCUUAAAAACGAAAAGUCAGGUAGGACAUUACGCUGCAGAUGGAACAUAUGUGCCAGCUGGUGGAACUUAUAUACCACCAAACCCCCCAAGAGAAGCACCUGCACCAGGACUACCUAAAACAUUUACAUCGUCACAUGGACACAGACACAGGCAUGCACCAAAACCAACACAACAACCAACACAACAACCAACACAACAACCAGCACAACAACCAACAGUUCAAAACCCUGCACAGCAACCAACAGUUCAAAAUCCAGCACAACAACAACCACAAACAGAGCAAGGACAUAAAAGAAGUAGAGAACAAGGAAACCAAGAAUUCUUAAAAAUGCUUAAAGAAGAGUGUGGUUUCCCAGAUACUGUUGACUUUAGUGACAGAUAUAAAGAAGCUAUUGGAAAGUUCAAGGAUGGAAAUACUGACCCGAACCUAUUUAGCUUUAUGGCUCAGCACCAAAACGGAUAUAAUCUCAAACCUGGAAAAUACAAGCUCGCUAAGGGAUAUGAUUUAAUAGCAUAUCAUCCAAAUGACAUGGAUGAAUUUACUCCGAGAUAUUUGAUGUCAGAGCUAAAUGACAAUUCAACUUUCGUCAUGAAACGCGUAAAAAAUAGAGACGGAACGAAAGAACAAAAGCUUAUGAAUGCGGAUGACGUAGAUAGGGAAAUUGUUGAAAACGGUCUCGGAAUAUAUGAAAUGCCAGCAGAUGAGGUACAAGAAACUCCACAGGAAGAAGUUCAGAUACAACCAGACAUGGAAGAAAUAGUUCAGCAACAACAGCUAGAAGAGCCUGAAGGAAACGAACAAGUCACUCCUUUGGAAACUAACUUCACAGAACUAGAUGAAGAUUUGGAACAGCCGAAAAAUCUUGACCCUCAACAAGAGUAUGCGGAGAAUAUGGAAUAUUUCCAAGAGUCUAAAAAAAAUUCGGCUGACAUAGUAGAAGAAUAUCGAAAAAUGUUUGCCGACAUACAAAAGACUCCAACACCAGAUGAAAAUAUUCUGCAUAGAAUGGAAGUACUGAAAGAAAAUGUACACAAAUACAACAACCCUUUUUACUUACGAGCAUUUAACGUUCAAUCUUCGGAUGAACUCGGUGAAGAUAAAAGGUUAAAUUUCAAGAAAACAUAUAGAAAUGAAACAUUGUUUAAAGUUCAUUCAGAACCUAACCAAGAUGGAAACAAACCUACUUUUGUUUCUGCAGACGAUGGAACUACAAUGAGAUGGGGUCAUAAAGCUAACCCGGAUAGGUGGUUCAUAAACUUACAACCUCAAUUCCAAGAAGUUGUAGACGCAAUGGAAGUCAAUGGUGAACCAGAUAUAGCUGGUAUUUUCAGCGCGGCUUUAAUGCCAUUGAAAGAUAUGAAAGAUGCAGAUAUUUUGGACCAGUAUGAAAUGAACAUGGCUGAUGGAAAUAUAACACCUGACGUUCUAAAACAUUUAUCUCAAAGAACUACACAGAACCAUAAAGAUGGUAUAUUUGGUGAAGAGUUUAGAAAGAAAGUUAGGGAGAGAGAAGGAAGAGAACCUAUUGUACAUGACCUUGCAAACGAAAGUUUACAAAAUGUCAUAAAAACUUACUUUGCAGACAAUGAACUGAGAAGGGAUGAAUAUUUAAGAAAACUCAAAUGGACAGUACCAGAUGAAAUGUUAGUAUUGAAAAACAUGUUCCUUGACAAAAUAAAACCAACUACAGAAAUAAACGACGCAAGACUGAAAGAUUGGGUAAAAGCUUUCCCAUUCACAAAAGAUAUUGUUGGUAACAUGGAAAGAAAACCAGAAUGGCUACAAAAACAUAUAUUUGGAAACGAGCAUAUUCCAUAUGGACAGGCACUGUUUGAAGAGCUUGAACCAGAAACUCAGGAAAGAGUCAUGCAAACAAUACGCAAAGACUCAAAUACAGACUAUGACAAACUCUUUCUAGGAUAUAGGUUACCUGAGAUGGGCGACCAGAGCCAAAAGGCAAAAAGGACAUGGGAAAUUUGCAACAUACUAGAUGAACAUAAUGCAAAGAUGCAACAACUUCAAGCAGAGGGCAAUGAAGGAAAAAGAAGAGUUAAAAACUCAGUCAGGAAGAAAGUAAAGCUUGGUCCACGUGGGUUCUAUUAUGACAUAUAA